AUGGUUGUUGACAGGCGUGAGCUUGUCAUGUCAGAAUACUGGAAGUCCACACCUAAAUACUGGUGCAAGCACUGCAAAACCUACGUCCGCGACACUGCCUUCGAGCGCACCCAGCACGAAGCCACAGGCAAACACCAGGGUAACCUCAGGCGCUUCCUGCGCGAUAUCCACCGCAACAACGAACGCGACGAGCGAAAAAAUCAACAAGCGAAGAAUGAAAUCGAGCGGCUGAAGGGUGUUGUCUCUGGAUCGUCCAAGACAGGAGACCAACAACAGCGCUCACCAUGGAAACAUGGGCUAGGGGCUGGUUCAGGCGCAGGUCCAGCCACAGGUGCAAAUGCGGAAUCGAGUACAUCUCUCUCUGUAAACGCAGAGCAGCGGAAGCGUCAACUGGCACAACUAGUGGAGCUUGGAGUUGCUAUCCCGGAGGAGUUUAGGCCAGAUUUGGCGCUCGCGGGGGAUUGGAAAGUUGUUGAAGAGACAACAGCGGAGGAAAAAGGGCACGAGCAGGAUCCUAUGGCUGGGUUGAAUAUUGGCGUCAGGAAAAGGAAGUUUGAAGGACAGGAGGAGGAGGAGGCUGCAGGAGAGACGGUGAUGAGGAAAGGGUGGGGAUCGACGACAAGGGCGUUCCCUGAUGAUGGGAAGGAUAUUGACGCUUUGUUGGAACGGGCGACGGAGCUGAAAAGGAAGGGGCCAAAGAUGGAGACACCAGAUGUUAAAGCGGAGCGGGAAGGCGUUGUCGACGGCAGUAUCGGCAUUGCGACCAAGAAGGAGAACCCAGCCGCUAAUGAUGGGGAUGUUCCUCCGAUUAAAAGAGAGGAAAGAGGAAAUGGGUCGACGAUUGCUGUGACCAAAGAGAAAGGGGAUGCGAAGGAUGUAUCGCGAUCGGCUUCAGAGACUUUGGGGAAAACUUCUGAGGGCAUCGUACCUGCCGUGGUUUUCAAGAAGCGCAAACCGAAGCAUGCCAGGUGA
Messenger RNA from Histoplasma mississippiense, 972 nucleotides. RefSeq lists its product with no specific name. Gene Ontology annotation, biological process: mRNA splicing, via spliceosome. Bases 1 to 972 code for a protein of 323 amino acids. Gene Ontology annotation, molecular function: RNA binding; zinc ion binding. The transcript has 3 exons. NCBI's taxonomy places the organism in Eukaryota, Fungi, Ascomycota, Eurotiomycetes, Onygenales, Ajellomycetaceae. The record is from RefSeq and is a predicted model, not a curated record. Gene Ontology annotation, cellular component: precatalytic spliceosome.